Molecule: messenger RNA, 8381 nt
Organism: Anoplopoma fimbria (sablefish)
Lineage: Eukaryota; Metazoa; Chordata; Actinopteri; Perciformes; Anoplopomatidae
Gene: cbfa2t3
Product: CBFA2/RUNX1 partner transcriptional co-repressor 3
Exons: 12
Coding region: 725-2950 (741 amino acids)
Biological process (GO): negative regulation of DNA-templated transcription; DNA-templated transcription
Cellular component (GO): nucleus
Molecular function (GO): transcription corepressor activity
Source: RefSeq, a predicted model, not a curated record
ACAGCCCCUCAGCCAGCACUACGAGACAAGCUGACCUGCCACUGACAUACCCACACACACUCUCACACACACUCUGCUGGAAGGGAACGAAGAGAGACCAAGAGAACGAACCAGAUAAACGGAAAACAAGAAAGAAAGGUAGAUGUACACACAAGAGGUGCCAAGUUCAUCUAAAUGCAGAGAAGAAGAGAAUUGGAGCUGAGGACAAAGACUGUUACUCGUGGGUAUUAAUAUACAGCUAUCAUGCAUUUUUCAAACGCAAAGUUGUGCGCAGCCAUGAAGCAGAGCAAAAGUACCAGAGGAAUCUAGGAAUAAUACAACAAGGAUCACAGUUUUUAAUUAAGAGAUGAAAGGAGGAAGAGGAAACAACCACUAGCUGUGUCUUGUUUUUCUCUGUUUGGAGCUUCAACAACAGCUACGUCCUUGUCCUCGCAUGGCAGCUUAGUGGGUCAUACAAUGAUCUACAGGGACCUCAAAGGCAAACUGGCUGGAUGUUAUGAAGAACACAAUGCACAGCCUCAAGGACAUAUGGAGGAGAAGGUCAAGCAGGAAAACCUUGUAGCAUUUUGGAGCUCAUAGAAUGUUUUUGCGUUCAUUGUCUUUGCUACACUGCUUGGAUAUUGUGCUUUAAAAGAACAGUGCCUAACCUAACCUUGACGCCCCUCACCUCGCAAAGAAAUUGGAAAGUUGACAUCUUAGCAGUGGCGAUUUUGAAGAUCCAAACAUGUCUGCUAAAGUCCAUUUGGAGCGCCAGAAGAAGGCCGAGCUGAGAGCCGGGGCUUCCUCUGCUCCGGCGUUUGCUCCACGUGUCCCCACGGUCACACUGAUCAGCCACAGAGAGCUAAGGGAUAAACACACCGCCACCAGACUCCAGCCAGAAAGCCCUGAUCUAAACCUGGCAACCAGCAGCUACUACAGAUACAGUGAAGGUAGCAGAGUGCAGAAGGUUGGAACAAUGCCAGAUUCACCUGCGGAUGUGAAAACCCAGCCCAGGUCCACCCCACCCACCAUGCCUCCUCCACCCCCGGCUGUCAGCCAAGCAACCAAUCGCAAUGCUUCAUUCACCCCGGCUACCAGUAAAUCAAUGCUGAAUGGGAGCAGCCACUCUCCUACAUCGCUGAACGGUGCUCCCUCCACUCCCAACGGCUUCAGUAAUGGGCCGGCGAUGUCGUCGACGGCCUCGCUUUCAAACCAGCAGCUCCCGCCAGCCUGUGGUGCCCGGCAACUCUGCAAACUGAAGCGCUUCCUGACCACGCUGCAGCAGUUCGGCAACGACAUAUCGCCUGAGAUCGGGGAGAGAGUGCGCAGCCUCGUGCUGGGGCUGGUGAACUCCACUCUCACCAUCGAAGAGUUUCACUCCAAACUUCACGAGGCCACCAACUUCCCUCUGAGGCCGUUCGUCAUUCCCUUCCUCAAGGCAAACCUGCCGCUGCUGCAGAGAGAGUUGCUCCACUGCGCCAGGUUGGCCAAGCAGACUCCGGCUCAGUAUCUGGCCCAACACGAGCAGCUUCUCCUGGACGCCAAUGCCAGCUCGCCCCUCGACUCCUCUGAGAUCAUGCUGGAGAUGAAUGAGCACGGCAAGAGAAGGACCCCUGACAGGACCAAAGACAGCUCAGAGAGAGAUGGGUUGCACCCGGAGCACAUGGCUAAGAGGCCUUGCACCAUCAGCCCCAGUCAACGCUUCAGCCCCAGCACGGGUCUUCCUGCUCACCCGCCACCCAACGGCCUCCCCACACACCCUCCCAACGGCCUGCCCCACCCACCUAACCCCCAAAUGGGACCCCAACACUAUCGCUUAGAAGACAUGGCCCUGGCGCACCAAUACAGAGACGCUUACAGACACAAUGAACACCGUGACGCCCGGGACCGGCACCGGCAGACAGCAGUACAUGGAGCGCGCCAAGAGGAGGUGAUUGACCACCGUCUUACAGAUCGAGAGUGGGCAGAGGAAUGGAAGCACCUAGAUAAUCUCCUGAACUGCAUCAUGGAUAUGGUGGAGAAGACGCGCCGCUCUCUGACGGUGCUGCGCCGCUGCCAGGAGGCUGACCGGGAGGAGAUGAAUCACUGGAUUCGGCGAUACAGCGACGUGGAGGAGAUGAAAAAAGGUGGGAGCAACGGACAGCACUGCCUUCCUCCUCCUCCUCUUCCUCCUCCUACUCCUCACCACAACUCCUCCUCCAACACAGCUAGCAGCAGCGAGUCACUGCCCAUAGGAACUUCCUCGGCUGCUGAAAGGCAGACAGGCAGACAGACAGAGAUCCACAGAGACUUCUUACACAGGCCUCCCUCAGGAUACCUGCCAGAAGAAAUCUGGAGGAAAGCUGGUACUACAAGCAUCCCGCUCUCCCCAGCACUAAAGCACCUCCAAAACAGGCAGGAGGAGGCAGUGAAUGAGGUUAAGCGACAGGCAAUGUCAGAGCUGCAGAAGGCGGUGUCAGACGCGGAGAGGAAAGCCCACGAGAUGAUUUCAGCAGAACGCUCCAAAAUGGAGAGGGCGCUCGCCGAGGCCAAGAGGCAAGCCUCUGAGGAUGCACUAACAGUCAUCAACCAGCAGGAGGACUCCAGUGAAAGCUGCUGGAACUGUGGGAGGAAAGCCAGUGAGACGUGCAGCGGCUGCAACACGGCUCGCUACUGCGGCUCCUUCUGCCAACACAAAGACUGGGAGAAGCACCACCAUGUCUGUGGUCAAGGCCUGCAGGGGCUGCCAGGGGGCAGCAGUGUCCCUCUAGGCACCCCCUCCUCCUCCUCAGCGUCCUCCGGUGCACCCCCUACCCACUCGGAGAGCACUCCUCCAGGGGCCUUGUCCUUGGCGGGCCAGAGCAGUAUUGCGGGAGGGCCUGGCAGCGGCAGUGGAAGUGUCUCUGCCAGCCCCAAGGAGAGCAGUUCCAGCAGUGCCUCUCGCUCCACAACUCCAGCUACCCCCGCCCUACUGGACGCCACCUCUCGUUGACAUCGGACCCUUGUCCCUUCCCUGCAUACUGAUGCGACGGUGGCCACACUCCACAUAAAACCAAACUGAGGAAUCUUCAUUGCACACUGCUCCCUUUCCUCCUCCCCCUAUUUCAGUCCUUAUGUCCCUCUUAUACUAAGCUCUUCUGAGAAUCUUCUCACUACCUGAUAAUAGACUGACUCAACUGGUCACCUUCCCCCCAAAAAAUGCUUUUUUUAUCUUUGUCUCUUUUACAACCACAGCCACAAAUACAAAGAUUCCAGCCUGGGGUUCAGUGUAGUGGAAAGCAUGAAAAGUGUCUCCUAUCUCUGUGUUCAGUCACAGAAACAUAUCACAUGUGUUUUGCUGAAAACAUGAGCUUUGACUUGAAGAUGUGGCUAAGAUGUGCCCUCAUUGAUGUAAGCACGUUAAAUACUGUCUGCAUGAGGACACAAGACAAGGGCUGUGGUAGGCAACAGUGAUGGGGGGACGACUAGGCUGAUUAGCACUUGGAUUGGAUUUCCCUUUAAUUUAGCACCAAUGAGAGUGCAGUACUCAGCCCUGAGAUGUGCACUACCAGUGCAAACAGUUCACUGAUGUGGCACUUAUUGUACAGUGUCCUAAUGGAGACAGGCAAGGACAAAAUACCUUUUUUUUCAAAUGGAUGAGGGAAGGGGAAAAUACUCAGAAACACAGCUUAGUAUUUAUUAAACGUUUCUUUCUGGCUUUAAUGGAAAAUAAAGAAAAGUCCAAAUAUUCUAAAUAAAGAAUAGUAGUGAUGAUGAUGCUGAUAAUGAUAAUGAUAUGAAAAUGAAUUAAUUUUAAACUGCUAACUACCUUGCUAGCGAGCCAAGAAAAUCUACACCGGACUCACCUCUCUGCACCAUUGUGAACCCAAAUGAAUUCAAAGAUGACAAAUAACAUGAUCCAAACCUUUGUAUUACACUGCCAAAGUGAGUAAGUAAGCGAUAAGGAGAAGCACUCAUCUUAUAACCAAACGCAAAGCAACAUCACCUCUUCAGCAGAUAAGCCAGCCCUGAGAGGACCAGGCUGCAGAGAAGCUGCAGAACGGGACCCAGAGAAAGUCAGACGUUUAAAAAAAUAAAACUGUGACGUGCUUUGAUCUGCAGCUGCCUCCUGUAGUCUGGACAAAGCUACAGCGAUUCCUCAGUGAUGGCCCAGACUAGUGAAUAAGGACAAUGCUGUGAACUUGCCUACAAGAAAGACUUAAUGAAACGGAUGGAAACCCUGCCACAGUGUGAUUUUUUUUGUUUUGUUUUGAAUGGUACCAGAGAGGACAGAGAGGAAAAAAGAGGAAAGUAAAAGCUACACAGCCUCAAAGGAGAUGAGAUACAUAAAUGGCAAAGGAGCUGCCAAAAACCUCAAAACAAGCUUGAAAACAUUGUCCAACAUUGCAUACUACGACGUAUGUAAGUCUUUUUUUUAAAAAGCUCCACAACAAGGAGAUAUUUCAAGGAUUUGCUGUUACCUUUACGUUCACUCCCUCCUUUUUCCAAAGCAUGAUAAACAGAUGAAAGAGCCUAGUGAAGGGCAGUGAAGACUUGGUUCUCCUCUCUCUUUCUACCUCCCCUCACCCCACACCUCCCUUCUACUGCUCUUCCCCAACGACUUGACUCAAGUCGGCCCCAAACCCCCCGCCUGCUUCGGACAGAGCUGCGGAGCAGUCUCGUGGGAAGGGUUCGAAAACCUGCUUGUAGAUAUUGUUCUUCUUUUCAAAUUUAAAUAAUGUCUCUUGUCGCUGAUGUCCACAUGUGCUGCCCUUGUGUAUAUCCAGAAAGAUGAACUUUGUUUUGGUUUUGUUUCCUUUCAUUUUCCUCCUAUAAGUUUGGGCUGAGCGGUGAGGUCCGACCUAGGAGGACACUCGCUGAUGAGAGGAAGCCCUGCAUUGUACUUAUUGUUUGAUUUGUUGUAUCUAUAUUAAGGAGAUGAAACCCCUCUUGUAGAAUAUUUUGUAUUGCUCGCAUUGUGAGACAGUGAGAGGACGGAGGUGCAAUAUGAAGAGAAUUCAGCUACUGAAUGGAACCUCAGAAACUGCCCAUAGGGUGUCAUAUAAUAUAGAUACAUAUAAAUAUAUUUAAAGUAACAUCGGUAACUUAAUGUGAAUGUACAUAGUAUUUAAGGAGGUCCAAAAAUGUGUUUGCCAAAUAACAGAAACCUUUAAAGUUUAACGUCCAGAUUAUGAUUUUUUCACAGUACAUUUAGUUCUCAAAUUUAUCAAUCUUUUUUUUUUCUCUCACACAAGUUAAUCAAUUUCAAUUUUCACUCAAAUCAAAGUGUCAUGUGACCCUGAGUGGAGGAGACUGUUGGUAAAAAAUGCAUGUAGCUGAAAAUGGAUGAAACAGAUCAAGGGUGGAUGGACACUACAGGACUGAAUUAUUUAGUCCUUAAUUUAUAAUAUACGAACAUCCACAUCCUAUAAUACCAUAAAAUAUGUUUAUGUUUAACUUUAAUCUUCUUUAUUUAUAUCCGAUGGUGCACUUGGGACUCAAAAGUCGUGUCAUGCUUCAUUCACCCCCGGUCUGUUUACAUCCUGCAGGAGGGGACUCAACAGUGUGUAUUGACAUAAAAGCCCAAAUUUAUUCAAAGUUUUGAAAAAAAAAAGGUGAAAAAGUCAUGGCUCAGUUACAAAUUUAGCUAAUUCUCAAUACAUUUAGGAAUUUUCAACCUUGGUAUAUCAUGUCAAGUGUUCUGUUUCUGCCACUGCAGCGACCCUCUCAUUCUCUUGGUCCUCAUCAACCUCUGUGUGUGUGUGAGUGUGUGAGGUUAGUAAUAUUUGUUACCCCCAAAGUACAGGGAAAGCCGUUACUGUAGGAUUAAGUGAAAUGCCGGUGUUAAGCUGAAGUAAACCCAAAAGCUAAUUUUGAUAUCCAAUCUUUGCAAUGUUGCUUUUUUAACAGAUUACUGCUUAUUUGUAAAGAUGCACGUUGAGCAUAAGCUUAAAAUCUUUUUCCAGACCAAGAGAGUAGUGUCACCUCUUCAGGUUUUCUUUUUUCACCAUUUCAGCAUUACCCACAUGCUCCAGCAAUAUGCUCGCCUCUGCUAAACACAUGAAUGCUAAACAGUCUCCAGGCCUUUACUUAAAGCAACAGAGGGCCUGUAGCAGCAAUGCUCUCACAAAUUUAAUUUUGAUCAUUUAAAACGCUACAAAGUUGGCCUCACACACACUUGGACCAAACUUGGAGAAAACAAUAGGUAACUUUCUUUUUGCCGUUAUUGGCAUAGGAAACAUGUGAAUCAUUUUAUUUGGACUUUCUGAGACACAUAAUUCAAAUGGGAUAAGCUACAAAGAACCCCUGCCUCUGUGUGUAACAUUUAUGUAUGUGUGUUAUGAUUAUUGUGAUAUGCUGGUGACCUCAGCCUUUUUGUGUCAUUUCCUCUUUUCCCCCUGAUGUCUAACUCCUCCACUACUACCCCAGACCGUCGUUCACACUAGCUACCUCCUGUGACCAUACAGCUAACCACCAGGAGAGGUUGACCUGGACUUUUGAAAAGCUGGGCUGAGAGCAGACAAGGUGGCGCACAUUCAAAAGUGAUCACGUGAAUCCGUCUGGAAAUCAUAAAAAUUGUUGAAAGGAAUUGCCAUUAGUCUUGAUGUUGAAAAGUAUCCCUUCUCACCAGACCUCAGCUGUUUGAUCCAUAGGUUUGAUCACAUCCCACUAACCAAACUGAUGCUGCCAGAAUUUAGUAGUAGGUACACAUACUGUACAGUCAAACUUGCAUAUUACCAAACUGAACACAGAAUCAACCAUGCCAUGCCAUUUGUUGUCCAAAACCAAUAAAAGCACAGACCAAAGUACUCUAUUGCCAUAAUAGGCUUUGACACAGUGUGUAUUGACAGACCAGAAAUAAGAAGGUUAGAGCUCCACCUCACCAGUUAACCAAAGUGUCUGAAAUACACACAAUCAGGGCACGAGAGUGAAGAGCAUGUUUAAUGAACUGAGUUUCAAAUGUGUAGAGUUUUUAUUCAAGCAAUCAAAGCGCUUGUUGUCUACAUAUUGAAUAGUGCUUCUAUUAAACUAAUAGAAGCAUCUUCGUUAGAAAAGCCUACUGAUUGCGUGUUCUCACAGUUACAAAGCCUUGCAGAGAUAAAAAUGAAUGCAUGGUGGGUGUGUGUUUGUGUGUGACUGGUGGUGUGUGUGCUUUUGUAAAAAAAAAAAAAAAAAAAAAAAUAGAAAAAAAAUCACACCUUUUUCUUUUUUUUCUCUCUACAAACUACUUGAAACUUUUCAGAGCUUUAAUGAAACAUCCCAGACAGAUUAAAGUGGCAGAUCGAUUCACAAUAUGUAGCAACAGCUUUGUGCAGUAAAAUACCAGGUUUGCGCACACUAUCUGCAUCAAAACAACAUCAUAAUGACAGUUCCAUUCAACUCUUUGAUGCUUUGUGUGUGUCUCCUUGUCUGCAAGUAAGCCCUCAGAUUAACUAUAACAAAGCCAAACCCAGUAGACCACUUAUAAAUGACCAAAAUACAACCAAAAGCUACAACAUUCUCUUCAGAUUUCACUUUGGUUAAGGUUUUUGUGCUUUGUCCCGGCAUUAGAUAACCUUAACAUGGUCGAUUGUGUGGGACAUGUGGCUGCAGUCUCCAUGGGAGAGAGCCAACUGUCCUUCAUUGAAAUUCUCCCUCCUGAUUUCUUUUGACAGGACACAAAAGACCAUGUUCUGUUACGCUGGGUGCAAACUUCAUUAAGUCAUGAAACAAAAUGAGAUUUGUGCCGAGGUGUCAUACUCGUUUCUCUGUGAAGAUAUCAUCCAUGGCAAACGGAUAAGGGCUCUGCUGUUGUGAAUAUCAUCCAAGGGGUCUCCGAACACUUUACAUCAGCCUCUUUUCUGUUUGUUUAACUAUGUACAUGAUAUGGGCAAAACGCAUGUUUAGAAAAGGCAAAUAUUAGCAGGUUGGCAUUCGUCUCUCUCUACCCCCAACCAGUAACUCUACCAAUGAAAUUUCAAAGCUCGUCUGAUGUGAUGGUGACACGUCCUUCCUGUGAAACAGGCACUGAUGAAUAGCUACAGUAGAAAGCUAAAGUGGCAAACACUUGUUUUCCCGAAAGCCAUGGCUCAGGAUGGUCCUGUUUUUACCGUUACAUGAAUUGAAAAAAAAAGGUUUAUGUUUUUUUUUAUGUGUAGGGAAGCAUUCUAUACUGUAUUGUGCAAUACAUUAUUACAGAACAUGUUUCUGUAGGAAAAGGUUGGCCCUUUGAAGAUCCUUCUCCUUUUGUUUUAUUUCCCUCUUCAAGAAGGUCCUGUUGCCGUUUUUAGAUGAAGUUAACUGUGCUGAAGAAUUAAAUUCUGAUUUGUAUUUAUUUCUUGCAUGCUUUCCUCCCUGUUGCUAAUACCGCUCUUUAACUGUUCGCUCUGUUGGAUGUGUGAAGCUGUAAAACAUUCUAAUUCAGGUUAUUGUCUGUGUUGAACAAUGUAACUGUGUAAUUAAAA